AUGGCACGAGUCGAAACCACCUUUGGAGCAGAUAGCUCGGCCGUCCGAACCCCCAACCAUGCACCCUCCAGCCGUGAUCCCGCAGCAUCGCCCCAGUCGCCAGUUGGCCCCUCAGACGAAACAAAAGACGGACCUCGCACUGAAAUUUUGCAAACAGCUGCGGGGGGCAUUGAGACCAGUGGUGGUAGCAAUGUCGGUAGAUCCAGUCGUGCUGUAGACCAUGACCGAGAGCACGCUGGAAAUCGUCACAAUUCGGUUUUCUCGCAGCAAGCGAGCCCUCCGCUCACGACUGGCAUCGGAUUCAACAUCGCUGAGCUGGCAGCAAAAGCGCUUGAAACUGCGGGAGUCCCGGAGUCACAAGAUCUACCGAAGCCUGAGACAGCGGGUCAUACGGCUGCGCACUUUGCAGUUGUUAUACCCAAGCCAGACGAUGAAAGUCAAGUUCAAACCGGUCAGGGAAGCGUAGGUACGAAAUUUGCCGAGCAAUCCAAGAGGCAGACACGCGGCAUGAAUGCAACAACAUCCGAGAGCCUCAACCGACGGAACUGGAGCGCCACAUCUAGAACCGUACCACCAACCAUCGAGGACACUGCCGGCGAGACAUUGAGCACCGGGAAGUCAACAGGAAUGGAAAACCUCCCCAGGGUCGCAGUAAGCAACACACCACAGAGUGGCUCGGGUGUUGAUGGCCUUCCAAGAUCAGGAUCAAAACCCCAGACUACCAGCUUGGACAACACUGGAGAGACAAUUGAGACUGAAGAUUCAACUGAAGCUGCCGAUGCUGGCUUCCGGCUGGGAGGAGUGCUUCAGACCGAAGUACAAGGCGCCAGAGCAGCUGCACCGCAGGCUGCUACAGCACCGCGGACAUCCACAAAAGGAAAACGGAAAGCAACGGCUGGCCACACGGCAAUCAAAAGGCUUAGAAAGGCUUUCGGCACAGAAACCGUACUACUAACCACCAAGGACACUGCCGACGAGACAACGAGGGUAGCCCGUCUACAAUUUGGGUUUCGCCGAUGCGCCCGCUACACCCUUAAGAAGCAACCAACGGAGACGUCCAUUAUCGGUGUGAAGGGGUCAAUUCGCUGUGAAUCACGGUCACAGCACGCUGAAAGUCGUCGCGACUCGGUUUCUUCGCGGCGACGUGAACUUUGGGUACUGAAGGCCGAAAUGAUGGAGCACUUUGAUCAAAAUGCGGCCUCCGCAGCCGCCGCAGCCGCGCUGCACGAACUCAUUUACCAGGCAGAGAACAACCUCAUUACGCACUAUGACGUAGCUGUACUAAAUGACGGCAUCGCUUAG
Molecule: messenger RNA, 1302 nt
Organism: Beauveria bassiana ARSEF 2860
Lineage: Eukaryota; Fungi; Ascomycota; Sordariomycetes; Hypocreales; Cordycipitaceae
Exons: 5
Coding region: 1-1302 (433 amino acids)
Source: RefSeq, a predicted model, not a curated record